UUCAUAAACAAAUUUAUAAAAAAAUUUGAGUGACACUGUAGCUCGAGUAGCUCGUAAGAUUAAGAAAAUUAGAGUAACACACUCUAGCUCGUCUUCAUCCAGGUAUCUCGGAAUCUUGUAUGGCCAAUUAAACGAAGAAAACCGAAGUCAUUCUCAAAUCGCCCAACCAUGAGAAACAGGGCAGCCACUGGCCUGGACACCGCGAUAGUCGAUGUGUGGAAACGAGAGGUCGGCCAACUCUCUCCCAGAAACUUCGCCCUCCGUCUCGCCGCCCCCGAGGACCUUGUGAAGCGCUUUGAGAUAUUUCGGAAGCUAGAAAAGCACAGAGGUUGUGUCAAUACAAUCAGCUUCAAUCAUGAUGGUAACGUCCUUGUAUCAGGCUCUGAUGAUACCAGGAUUAUACUUUGGGACUGGCAAACUGGGAAUGUUAAACUCUCAUUUCAGUCCGGACAUCAUAAUAAUGUCUUUCAGGCCAAGUUCAUGCCAUACACUGAUGAUCAAUGUAUCGUUACCUCUGCUGCUGAUGGACGGAUAAGAUGUGCUCAUAUUCUACCACAUGGGAAAGUGGAGACAAAAUUGCUUGCAAGACAUUCAGGACCAACUCAUAUGUUGGCAAUUGAACCAGGAAGUCCUCACAUUUUCUACAGCUGCGGUGGAGAUGGACUUGUUCAACGUAUUGAUCUGAGAACAGGAGCUGCCGUAGUACUCUUUACAUGUGAAGCUCUCAACUACCGAAGUUUUAGUUCUGUUGUUUAUCUGAAUGCAAUUGCAAUAGAUCCCAGAAACUCAAACCUUUUUGCGGUUGCUGGGUCAGAUGAAUAUGCUAGGCUUUUUGAUCUCCGCAACUUUAAGUUCGGCAGUUCAGAUAUUUAUGGUCAACCUGUUGACUUCUUUUGUCCUUCUCAUUUAGUUGGAGAUCAUGGUGUGAGCAUAACUGGCUUAGCUUUUUCAGACCAGAGUGAGCUUCUCGUUUCCUAUGUUGAUGAGUGCAUCUAUCUUUUCUCAAAAAGUAUGGGUCUUGGACCUGACCUUCCUUUCAUUUCCACGCCGUCCAAUCAAAGUGAUGCUAGUGUAGAGGAUGAGCCCCAAGCCUACAAGGGACAUCAAAACUCUAAAACCGUGAAGGGUGUUGGUUUCUUUGGACCUAAAUGUGAAUAUGUUGUGAGUGGGUCAGACUGUGGUCGGAUUUUCAUAUGGAAGAAAAAGGGCGGGAAGCUUGUCAAUGUUAUGGAAGGAGACAGACGUGUUGUCAAUUGCAUUGAAUCUCAUCCUCACACCGCUGUUCUUGCCAGUAGUGGUAUUGAGUCUGACAUUAAAUUAUGGACGCCUACAGCAACUGAGAAGAGGGAAUUACCUAUAAAUAUCCACAAGUUCUAUGGCUCUGGAAGUUCUGAUGAUAAUGAUGAGAGUGAUGAUGAAUACUUCUAUGAUGAUGAGAGUGGUGAUGGGAGCGAAGAUGGUUAUGAAAUGGUGGAAAGGUUCAUUGCCGAUCAAAUGGACGAAGAUGAUAGCAUUAGUGUUGAAGAGGAUUCAAAUGAUGAUGAUAUGGCUAGUGAUGAAAUGGAUGGCGGGGAAGAGGAGGAUGAAGAAGAAGAUUUUUUUGAUGAUACUGCUGAUGAUUCCAACAAUGAUGACAUCGGAGUUAGUGAGGAUGAUGAUGAGGUGGAAGAAGGGUCUGAUGAAGAUUAUAGCGUGAGUGUUGCAGAGGAUCAAAAAGAUGAUGAUGGUCGUGGAGGUAUGGCUAGUGAUGAAGUGGUUGGCACGGUAGAUAAGGAAGAACAUCACUGAAAUGAUGUUGCUUAUGAUUUUGGCAAUUAUGCAAUCGAUGGUAGUGAGGACUUGGGUGAUGAAGUAGAUAUUUUAGUGAUCAUUAGCACGGAGAUAUAGUGUUGUUACGGAGGAGCGUAUGCAAUAGAUGAUGUGGGUAGCAGAGGAAGAAGAUUUAUUUUAUAUGUAAUUACAGGUGAUGCUUAUGGACUUGUAAGAUCGGACCUUGGUGAUAACUAUGAUGAUGAGCUGACGACGAUGACGAUGAUGAACAUAUGUAUGCAUACUGCAUGAUUAGUCAAUGAUUGCUGAUUUUAAUAGAAGAGACGACAAAGAUGGAUAUUAUGUGUUUCUGGCAAAAGAAAUGAGUCUUUUGGCACCAGAUCAUCUUCCCAUUUUAGCUGAAGAGGACUGAGCUGCCAUAUAGGCAUAUAUGGUGCAACCGUGCAACAAAUCCAAAAAUCCCUGUACAUAUGCCCCCACCAAACUAUGUUGGGAACUAUGUUUACCGUCAAUUGGACCCGAAUAACACUUGCAAGACAACCCCAUGAAAAGCACACGUUUAGCUGUUUUAGACGUUUGACCCCGAGUCACUUGACAUUAUUGUCUGUCAUGUAUGGUGUAUGUGAAUUUUUAUGGAAAUUUUAUGUCCUUGGUGUUUUUUUUAUACCUUUUUGUAUGUUUAUUACUACAUACGUGGUACUCCGUAUAUUAUUAUUAUCCAUAUAUCUCUUCCUAAGUCA
Molecule: messenger RNA, 2510 nt
Organism: Cuscuta epithymum
Lineage: Eukaryota; Viridiplantae; Streptophyta; Magnoliopsida; Solanales; Convolvulaceae
Source: the annotation of a GenBank genome assembly